AUGGCGAUCUCUCAAUAUUCUAGAACUGUUGUUGCACGCCCUUUAGACAUUGUCCACUCUGCUGGACCGAUGACUGGAGCAGUUGCUUCUUACAGACUUGAUUGGUGGGAUCCUGUUGGAGUCUCUCAUAGGAUUCCCCAAUUUCUGCUGAGAAAUGCUUUGGGCCCAGAUGGCUCUAAUGCUGUUGUAUCAAAUGCCUGCGUCCCAGCAAGUGCCCCUCACAGUACCUACUGUUUCCCUCCGCUAUUCAUCCAAAUAAUUCAAUCCAUCCACCGCCAUCAUUACCUUGAUAGUGAUUAA
This is a messenger RNA of Dovyalis caffra, 300 nucleotides long. NCBI's taxonomy places the organism in Eukaryota, Viridiplantae, Streptophyta, Magnoliopsida, Malpighiales, Salicaceae. The record is from the annotation of a GenBank genome assembly.